Messenger RNA from Nyctereutes procyonoides (raccoon dog), 2177 nucleotides. It is a transcript of the gene PCGF1, whose product is annotated as polycomb group ring finger 1. Bases 54 to 968 code for a protein of 304 amino acids. Gene Ontology annotation, molecular function: promoter-specific chromatin binding. Lineage: Eukaryota; Metazoa; Chordata; Mammalia; Carnivora; Canidae. Gene Ontology annotation, biological process: negative regulation of transcription by RNA polymerase II. The transcript is spliced from 10 exons. The record is from RefSeq and is a predicted model, not a curated record. Gene Ontology annotation, cellular component: PRC1 complex.
AGUCCCGCCCCGCAGGCGGCACCGGAAGUGGCAGGCCGGGAUCAGCCUUUAAGAUGGCGUCUCCUCAGGGGGGCCAGAUUGCGAUCGCGAUGAGGCUUCGGAACCAGCUCCAGUCAGUGUACAAGAUGGACCCACUACGGAACGAGGAGGAGGUCCGAGUAAAGAUCAAAGACCUGAAUGAGCACAUCGUCUGCUGCCUGUGCGCUGGCUACUUCGUGGAUGCUACCACCAUCACAGAGUGUCUUCAUACUUUCUGCAAGAGUUGUAUUGUGAAGUACCUCCAAACCAGUAAGUACUGCCCCAUGUGCAACAUCAAGAUCCACGAGACACAGCCACUGCUCAACCUCAAACUAGACCGGGUCAUGCAGGAUAUCGUGUACAAGCUAGUGCCUGGCUUACAAGACAGUGAAGAGAAACGGAUUCGAGAAUUCUACCAGUCCCGAGGCUUGGACCGGGUCACCCAACCCAGUGGGGAAGAGCCAGCCCUGAGCAACCUCGGCCUCCCUUUCAGCAGCUUCGACCACUCUAAAGCCCACUACUACCGCUAUGAUGAGCAGCUGAGCCUUUGCCUGGAGCGGCUGAGUUCUGGCAAAGACAAGAAUAAAAGCAUCCUGCAGAACAAAUAUGUCCGAUGUUCUGUUAGAGCCGAAGUUCGUCAUCUCCGGAGGGUCCUAUGUCACCGCUUAAUGCUAAAUCCCCAGCAUGUACAGCUCCUUUUUGACAAUGAAGUUCUCCCAGAUCACAUGACCAUGAAGCAGAUAUGGCUCUCCCGCUGGUUCGGCAAGAAAUCCUCUGAGUUUCAUCAUGAAGGAGGGCCUCUCUAUGUCCGUGGUCCCUCAGUGAAUUGCCAAAGGAGAGGGGUAGAGGACCCUACACAUGUAAAACUCAGAAGGCUCCACUUGCCCCAGGGAACAGGCACAGAGGCUCACUGCACGAAUGGUGGGAGGUGCAGAGAUCUACCGAGGUGAGUGACAUGACACAGUCUAGGAGGGAUGGCUUCUUGGCACUAUUGGAAAAAAAAAAAAUAGAAGAAUCCUGUGGAGGUGAGUUCCUUAGGAAUGGUGAACUCAAGAGUGGUGGGACUUCACUGCCUCGGGGCUGUGAAUCCCCUAGCUGUUGGGGUGUUUGUGUGAACAGAACUCUUGCCUUGUUGGGCCUCCACUGAUGAAGCAGCACUCCCAGAGCUGCCUUCUUCCUACAAAGGAGUGUUGCAGGGUGCUCACCCAGGUGUGAGCACUCAGGACUAGAGUAGGUGUAGAAGAAAAGCAAAAGGACACAGAUAAAAUAGGAAUGAAUAUCCCAGACCUUACAGUUUGUCGCUGAGUUGGCAGGGGUUUCUGUCUCAUGAUCUGGCUGGGUCCAUGAAGUCUGCGCUUCAAGUCACUUUUCUCUGGGGAGGACCAGUGGCCCUUCCCCUUGCUGCUCCUACAUGGUGGUUUCUGGGCUUCUCAGGCUGGAGAACCCUUAUUUGAAGGACAGGAGCUUAACAAGGAGGCAAAGAUGGACUGUGACUGUGGAGGCCAGUCUUCCCUGGCAAAGACCCAGCCCAGGCAGGAGCGCUAAUUUGCUGUGUCCUCUCUCCUGAGGUCCAGGUGUCCUCCGUUUCUUCAUGUGUUUUGACUUUCUCAGGGCCUCUGAGCCUUGGUGGACCUGUCUGGGUCCAGAGAGCAGGAGGAGUCCACUCACCUGCCUUUGCUUCCACAUCGCAUCCUCAUUACCCCGGGGUUGCAGACGCUCUGCCAGGUCCUUCCAAGUCUCGAGUUCCCCCAGCCCCCUCGCGCCGCACUAAUAACUUCCAGCCGCCCGGACCUCUUUAAGAGCGUUCCGCAGGGGUGGGGCGGGGACGCGGGGGCUAGGUCGGGAGACUGAGGUCCUUCCUAGGAGGGAUCGGAGAUCCUAGAACAGUCAGCUCUGAUUCUCCCUCCUUGGGAUUUUGCAAAUCCCCAUCCGCUGGGGCCAGGGGAAGCAAUUUUAUUGCCGGCUAGUUUAUGAGCCAGAGCAGCGGCUUGACGGGGAGUCAGUGGCACGCAGAAUCUCGGGGGCCGUCCAGGGAGAGUCCAGCCAGGAUGUGCACCGGAGCAGGUCGGCAGCCCGCUACAGCAGGUUGUUUCGGGACUCUCCGAGCCUCCCCACCCUGUAGAAAUACUGCUGCUGUGACAUCUACCGGCUCCACCGGC